Tarenaya hassleriana is the source of this 3379-nucleotide messenger RNA. Its product is annotated as B3 domain-containing transcription factor NGA1-like. The record is from RefSeq and is a predicted model, not a curated record. Bases 412 to 1314 code for a protein of 300 amino acids. The transcript has 3 exons. Gene Ontology annotation, molecular function: DNA-binding transcription factor activity; DNA binding. NCBI's taxonomy places the organism in Eukaryota, Viridiplantae, Streptophyta, Magnoliopsida, Brassicales, Cleomaceae.
GAGAGAGAGAGAGAGAGAGAGAGGGUGUUUAUCAGUUAGGCAGGACUCAUUUUCCACAUCCAUAUUAGGUCAGGCACAGCGGCAAAAGCAGCUUUAACCUUUUCUCCUCCUCCUUCCUCUUAAUUCUUCGAUUCUUUCCUCUCAGUAAAUUAGGGUUUUUCCCACUUCUUUUUCUCCUUUCAAGAAGAGAGGCGUGAAUAUAAAGAGACCGUGCCGUCGGCAAGGCGGCUUCCAUUUCCAGUUAAUUUUCUCGGAGACAUAAUUAGAGGCAUAUAUACAGCAGCAGCAGGAGAAACCCGCUUAAAACGGGCAAGAAAUCAAAAUCCGAAGGUGGGUCGGUGGGGAUUUCAUGCAAAAGGGGCGAAUUCUAGUACACAUCAUAAAGAGAUCUGAAACUUUCCUAAAAACAAGAUGAACUUGUCGGUGACGAGAACGCAAGAAGGGCUUGAAGAGGAAGAAGAAGGAAAUCGCCUGGAAUUUGGAGGGUCAUCGAGCAACAUCGAGAAGGAACACAUGUUCGACAAGGUUGUAACGCCGAGCGACGUCGGGAAACUGAACCGCCUCGUGAUCCCGAAGCAGCACGCCGAGAGAUACUUCCCCUUGGACUCGUCGUCCAACGAGAAAGGCUCGCUUCUCAACUUCGAGGAUCGGACAGGGAAAUCUUGGAGGUUCAGGUAUUCUUACUGGAACAGCAGCCAGAGCUACGUCAUGACAAAGGGUUGGAGCCGCUUUGUCAAGGACAAGAAGCUCGACGCCGGUGACACCGUCUCCUUCCAACGAGGUGUCGGAGAAAUCUGCAGGAACAGGCUGUUCAUCGAUUGGAAAAGACGACCACAGUUCCCUGAUCCCACAUCCAUCCCACACUUCGCCGGAACCAUGUUCCCUAGACCCGUCGUCACCGUCCCCAGAAACUACGGGAAUUUCUUGUAUCAAAAUCGUCACCAUUAUCAAUUUCCGCCAGGUUCGGGAUAUGGGUUUGGCGAUUCCAAGGGGAGAUACUACGUUAGGUCACUCGGGAGAAAUCCGGCGGAGGAGAAUACGGUGGUCCACGGAAGAGCUCAUCCGUUUGUUGCUGCGACGGCGGUGGGGAAGAGGCUGAGGCUGUUUGGAGUGGACAUGGACUGCUGUACGGAUCCGGAGGAAUCUUCGUCUUCUGGUGGGAGUGUGCCACGUGGCGCGUCGGGUACGGCUUUUUCUUCCUCUUCGCUUCAGCUGAGGCUCGCCAGCAGCGAGGAGUCUUCCAUGGUCGAGGCGGCUGAUGAUCACUUCUCCAAGAAAGGGAAGUCUUCCUUGUCUUUCGACUUGCACAUAUAAAAUCAUAGCUAUGAUUGAUCAUAUAUACGUCCAUACAGAGAGACCGGAGGUGGUAUAUGCAUCGUAAAGAUUCCAUUUUCACCAAGAUUUCAGGAAAUAACACUUAAUUUCAGAAAUAUUGUGAGAAGAGGAAUUGGAAUCACUUCAUGAUCAACUCAAUGGAAUCUGGGUCUUUGUUUGGUCCUAUUUGUUCUUCCACAGCUUGAAGUUUACACAAAUUGUGUAUAGCAACCAGGAUAUGCAUUGAGCUUCCCAAUGCUUAAUUAACAAGUUAUUCUCUCGCACACAUUAUGAUGUCUUCUCUUGAAUAAAGAUCAAUGUUUUUCAUGCUAUUUUGCUUCGUAUAAUAGAUUACAAUAGCUAGAUUCAGGGUACAUUUGCAAAAUAAAUUUUUAAAAAAAAUAUGGAAAACUGAAGGAGGGAGGAAGAAACAGGAGUGGAUUUUAUGUACGGAAUGAACCGGGAUCGGGAUCAGUGUAAGCUCAUAUCUCUCUUUCUUUGUAAUGUCUCUCAUUGCGGUCAGACAUUUGCAGAGCUGGGAUUGUCACCUUGUCUUUGAAAAAGUGAAGUUUUACAAAUGUCGUCUAUUGUCAUUAUUGGUCGUCUCUUUUGUUUCACGGUUUCCUUUGCUUUGUUACUAUUUACUGGUUGCUGCUGCUGCUGCUGCUGCUGCCGCUGCCGCUGCUCAUUACUUAUGCAGACAUUGCAAGAGACGAGCAGAAAAAAAAAAACUUUUUUUUUUUAUAUAUUCUCUGAAAAUAGAUGAAGAGAGAGAGCUUUUAUCGGUCCUGCGGUAAAGAUUGGGAAAAUGGUAUCAUCUGUUUUCGAAUUUGCUGAUGCAUUAUUUAUUGAACCAUUACCCAUUUCUGCCAUGUUUUUUUUAUAUAUAAAGAUAUAUUAUUUAGAUAAAAUCUAAUCAUAUGUCUAAAUAAUAUCUCUAUAUAUUUUGUCUAUGCUAUUGCUUUCAUCAGCCUGCCUUCUUGUCUGGUAUCAAUACAACACUACACACAUUCGCUCUCCAUUAAUUUACCAUCUAAAAAUUUUUAUUUGUAUAUGUUAUGAUUACAGAUAUAUGAACAAAAUAUUCAUGUUCUGGUGAUGUGUAUAUAUAUGGACCAUUACAUAUACAUCAUUGGACCAUCAUCUUGACAGAGAUUCUAAAAUAACAAUGUGUAUGCAUGCAACAUACACUUACAUAUAUAUAUGUCUAGAUUAGUAUGUAUGGCAUGUUGUCAUAGUUUUAUCUUAUGCUGAUUUCGGCAUAGUUUUGCAUGUGCUUGUCACUCUCUAUUAGAGAUUCCACGCAAUAGUUUUCCUCUAAUUAAAUUACAUGUUUUGUCUGUCAAAAACUUAAUAGUUACGCAUGUUCAUAAGAAAUUACAAUGACACGACCGAGUUGCAUUGAAAAUUCUCACGGUGAAUGUGUGUGUAUAUGUAUGGCGUAUCUCUACAAAGUUCCCUAACGAGUUCCGAAGCAAACAAAACGUUUUGUCGGAGAAUUGAACUUGGAGGCUUCUUGAACUGUCGGUUCAGAGAUUUUUUAUGUUCAUAUAUAUAUUAUAUGCUUAUUUAUUGAACUGCAGGAUUACAAGAAGUUCAAAUAUUGUUAUCGAAGUUGAGGAAAACUACGCGCAAGAGUCUUGUACGCUUGUGCUCAUAUUAUGGCAUUGGCAGGUCAUUUGAAUAGUUAAAAUUUUGGAAUUUAAUUGGGCCUUGGAGCCCUAGAUGGAGCAGAAGGUUCAGAGAUCAAAUUUUGGGCUGGAUUCAUCGAACGGCCCAAUUACCACUUUCAACAUUUGUACCACCUCAUCAAUGCUAAGUCAUCAUAAAGACCUGAACUUGCAACAUCGGAUGAAUCUUUCGAGAAGCCAAUAUUUGCGCUGAUCAUCUUGCUUCUAUGGGGCACCAACUACCGUUCGGGGUUACUUACUUUGAUCAUCCUCCUCUGUUCUUUUUUCGGUCUUUAGAAGCAGAUAGAAUGGGGGUUACUAUCCUAGAAAUUGUCCUGUUUAGUUUAAGCUAAAAUUUUCCUUGUAUCCAAAAAAAAAGAGGGUUACUUUCUAAA